This is a messenger RNA of Aedes albopictus (Asian tiger mosquito), 3945 nucleotides long. RefSeq lists its product as uncharacterized. Lineage: Eukaryota; Metazoa; Arthropoda; Insecta; Diptera; Culicidae. The transcript has 4 exons. Bases 1716 to 2678 code for a protein of 320 amino acids. The record is from RefSeq and is a predicted model, not a curated record.
GUAAUUCUCUACAAUAUUGAAAUAUCUAUACCGACUGACUCAAAUCGCAACACAACGAAACCCAACCCAGCAACGGAUGCACGACUAGCGGUAACGAUAGUAGCAGCAGAGAGACUUGAACAACAACGGCUAGAGGUAUUUCUCUCUUCAAAUAUCCACGCGAAACCGGUCGUGAAGCGCUCGCUGCAUAGCCCGUCGUCCGUCAACUAGCGCGGCGAUUGUUGUGAAUGAUUCAGUUGCUUUCCUUCCUUCGCGCGGGUACUACAGGUGGCACUCUCGUCAUCAUCCUCAUCGAGUCGUCUCCGGGCGUCGUGAUUCUUCGUUUGUGCGAGUUCCAGAUUCGCUCUCCCGUGACGUCGCGGCGCGUUCCGUCCGUCCACCCACCGCCUGCUUUGUUCGUCACGUCGCGUCGCGCGUGAUCUCUCUCUCACAUUGCGCGCUUCAAGCUUCCAUACGCCUCGCCUCAGUCAGUCGGUUAUCCGCCGUCGUACGCGUCGUAGCCGUUGAUCCCGCAUGCAUGUGGCGAGGCGAGACUCCACGGAGAUGGGGCAAUGUGUGGCGAAGUAACUUUCGAACCGUGUAUUGUGUCAAAGAUAUACAUUAAUAAAACCGUGCCGCUGUGUUUUGUAAUUUGCAUAUUUUGCUUACUCGCCCAGAGGAAUACAAGGGAGCGGUGCAGGGGUCCCCCCGUUCAACCCCCCUGGCCCACCUUUCGUGCCAGUGUUUGCUAUGUGUGACAAAAGGGGAGCAGCUUGCUAUAGUUACGAGGUGGAGUAAACAAGUUGGAUUUCUUUAUUCUGGUCGACCCGAGAACGACGAAGAAUUUUUUUUAUUAUUCAAAGAAAAUGUGCUAAACAAAUCCGCAAUUUGCGGUUUCAGUUAGCGAGAGUGAAUCUCCGAAAAAAUCGUGCACCGGCAGGCCAAUUAACGUGUCGCAUUUCGUUUAUGCAGACAAGGAGAUUGUCGCGAAAUGCAAAUUUCACGAGUGAAUGACCAUCAAACAACGAAGCGACAACGACUAGAAGUGAGUCUCACAGUGACAACACCGCAGCCCUUCUGGCACCGAUCAUCAUUCGGAUUCGGGGUGGCGAAGUAGGCGGCGACGCCUCCAAAGUUAUAUUAUUGCGUGCGCUACCGUAACCGAAAGACGCCAACUACGAUGACUGGAUAAUGCGUUGCUGAUAUUUGAGGAAUGUGGUGCAGUGUUCACUCGGAAGAAACGCAAAAUCCCACGCAACAACAACGGUUCUAAUUUCGGCUACCGAAAUUCGAUUAGCAGUGGAGCACAAGCGACGAAGAAGGUGCGUGUUCGUGAUUUUGUUUGACUUGCUUGCGUGAACUGUUUUUCAAAUUAAGUCUCGCACAUUCCACGGGGCGAACAAAGGAAGCAAUCAAUUAGUAUUCGCAUCCAUCCAAUCGGUGCGCGAAUCGCAUUUGCAACGGUCAGGCCAGAACAGAGAUGCAUCUGUUGAAUGACGGGAAAUAGCGAUUCCAUCGGACGAGACGAAGCGGACCGACGCGCAAUUCCAGAGCUGAUAAUAGCCCCAAAGUAAUCAAGCGACGCCCUACGCCACAUAAGGACGAGUAACCAUCCUUUCAUCAUCAUCAUCAUCGUCGUCAUCAUUCCGCACUGACCUACUUCGUCAACCACGGAAGGCUGCAGAACAACGGGAACCUCCCCAACCACCCCCGGUCAAUAAUGCUGACGGGCAGCGAUGGCAGCCAUUGCGCCCAGUAUCUACGCUGCCAUCGUGACCUGUCUGGGGUUUGCGUGCUUCGCGCUGAGUGCCACCGCCGUCGGGCUGCCCGCGUGGGGCCACUUCCGAAACACCGACGGUUACGAGGACCAGGGCUACUUCGGACCGUGGCGCCUCUGUCGGCAGCUGUCCUUUAGGUAUCGCGAAAAAUGCGGACCCGAGGUGUCCUACUUCCGGCCUUCAGAUGCCAUCUUCGUGGCCGGUCUGCUGGCGACGUUCGGCUGCAUUGCCUUCGGGUUCUAUUGUAUCCUGUGCAUACUGCAGAUCGCGAUGAUUUCCUCCCGCGAGAAGGUCGUUCUGCGGUACACUACUCUAGUCGUUCUAAAACUGCUGCUGGCGGUGAUGGGAGCAGCGCUGGCCCUGAUUGCGGUCAUCAUAUUCGGAGUGUCGUCGGACAACAACCGAGGUCAGUUCAGGGUGACCCGAGGGGCCCCGUUCUACGUCCAGCUGACGGUGGUCGUACUUGCCAUUUGUCUUGCCAUGUUGGCCGUUUACGAUCUGAUGCUGGCGCGUAAGCCCAGCGGUGAUCCAACGAUGCUGCCGAUCGGAUCCGGUCACAGUGGACGGUCCACCCCGACGACCGUGGUCAAUCCGGGCUACCGGGACACGCCACGGGGGAGAGGCAGUCGUGUCGGAAUCUCCGUAACGGAUUCAUCCGGUCGACCGUACACCGGAAGCAGCGGCACCGUCAGCGGAAGUGUCCAAUCGAUGAACACCACCGUGACGUCGGUGUCGGCUUCGACAGUGAGCACCACUCGGACCCCGUUGCGGUCCAGUUUGAAGAAACCGCGGCCGCCCGGAAGUGCCGAAGCGCUCGGCAUCCAGAAUCCCGGAUUUUCCGGGUCCAAUCAAUCUCCGCGACUUUCCCGCAACGGUAGCGUCAAGAAGGUUCGCAUACAAACACACGACACCGAAGUGUAGCAUAAGUAGGCGCGGUGCGUUUCCGUAGAAACGCGUAGCUAGCGCAUUUGCUGUCGAUCUAGACUAGAUUCUAAUCUCGGGUAAACGCAAUCCAACUGUAGGAUAGAAACGGUUUCAAUCUAUCUAGAAGAAUAGAUUUCAUUGAUGAGCGAUGCCACUGGUUUCGCCCCCGAUCAUCAAUAGCGAGAUACUUCAAGGUCAGUCCGUUCCGUAUAUUGCGGAUACGAUUGUAGCUUUUCUACAUUUAAAUAUUCAUAUACAAACACAUCACACAGACAUAAAUCAAAACUCUAGGUGUCUAGAGGGUGCAACUUUGUUGUCGAAAGCUUACAAAUUUAGCAGUUAACUUGCCUAGCACCCAUUCACUACUAGCUCGUAACAGAAGCACACUUCAUUCGGAAGCUAAUUUACGAGACACCGCAGCGUUUUCCGUCUGGAGGACGAACACGUCUUACUAAAUUUAAGUAUCGUCUUACAACCAUAAAAAACGAAAUGUACAAACCCCCCACAUCUCAGCAACCUAUGAAAAACGGGAAGCAUCCUUUCCUUUGUCGGGUGGCAAAGGGCGCAUGCUUUAAUCGAUUUACGUUACAAAAUUUAACGAUCCGCCACAACCGCCGCCGCGGCAAUUUAGUGCAAUUUAGUGGGUGGAAAUAUAUGCAAAUAUGUUGCGCACAGUGUCACCCAGUAGGCGGCGGUGGCGCUCGUAGCACGACAUCUGUUUGCAAUUGCAAUGCAGUUUUAUUUUAGAUGUCAAACCGUCUCGAGAAACACAUUUGAAACGGUUCCAAAGGAACGGACUUCGUUUAGAGCGGUAUGAAACGUUUUUUCGUUAGUUGUUAGCAAUGCUUUUCUGUUCUGUUUUAUUUUGUCCGGUAAGAUUAAUAGUUAAGUUGAAUGGUUUUUUAUAAUGUUAAAAUGUUUUAUUGAUACAAACUACAAAGAGUAUAAUCACCUCUUCAGGAAGUUCGUGCAAACAAACUCUGUAAAACGGAUCCGUCCGAAGAUCUAGUGCACCAAAAGGAAAUAUUUUUACAUCUACAGUUGUUUUAACAAAUCAAGAAUCAUAUCCAGCCGAGUAUUUAUUGCAUUGUACUAGUAAAAUUUUAGCAUUUAUCAUAAUCGUUUUUAUCUAGUUGAAAAAAAGUAUACUUUUCCGUCCAAAAACCUAAUCUCACUAAGAAUAAUUAAACCGAAAGUAAAUAGCAUGGUUUUUAGCUGUAAACUGUGAUUAAUUUGCGAAGAAAUGAAUCGGCAUUCGAACUAA